CGGAGCGCGCCUCCUCUCCCGGGAGCGAGACCCGGCAGGCCCGGCGCUGAGCGUGCCCUCGCCUGCCGAGCCGGGCGCCGGCCGCAGUGCCCCUGAGGCCGCGGGGCGGGAACUGUGCACCCGCCUCGCAGCGUCCGGCUGGGGGCGGGCGCCGCGCCUCGGCGGGAGGUCCCGUGCAUCCUCCCCCGGCGUCCGCAGCCCAGCGGAGCUGCAGCCGCGACCGUGCGCCCCCAGAGCCCGCCCCGACUCCGCCUGGGUGGCCUCGGUCCUGGCCUCUAGGGGCGCCACCCUCCACGUGCAGGUCUGCGAGGCUGCACGCCACCGGCUCCGAGAAAGAAGGGUCUCCUCAUGUUCUGAUCUCUGUCUGCAGACACCUGCAUUUGCCACGAUGCUCUCAGCCAAUGACUUUGCAUCUGCUUCUUGGGACCUCGUGGUCCGAGUGGACCAUCCAGAUGAAGAGGAGCAGAAAGACAUCACCCUGAGAGUGUCCGGAGACCUGCACAUUGGGGGAGUGAUGCUCAAGUUAGUAGAACAGAUCAACAUAGCUCAAGACUGGUCAGACUUUGCCCUUUGGUGGGAACAAAAGCGUUGCUGGCUCCUGAAAACGCACUGGACCCUGGACAAAUGUGGAGUCCAGGCAGAUGCAGCGCUUGUCUUCACCCCUCAGCAUAAAAUGCUUCGCCUCCGCCUGCCAAACGUGAAGACGGUGAGAUUGCGAGUCAGCUUCUCGGCUGUGGUGUUUAAAGCUGUCAGUGAUAUCUGCAAAGCCCUGAAUAUUAGAAGACCAGAAGAACUUUCCUUGAUAAAGCCUUCUAGUGACUAUUUUAAAAAGAAGAAGAAAAAAGACAAGAAUAAUAAGGAGCCCUUAAUUGAAGACAUUUUAAACCUGGAGAGUUCUCCAACAAUUUCUGGGCCACCAGUAAGUCCCGGCUUGUACAGUAAAACCAUGACUCCCACGUAUGACCCCGUCAACGGAACGCCGGUGUCAUCCACCAUGACGUGGUUCAGUGACAGCCCUUUGACCGAACAAAACUGCAACAUCCUCGCAUUCAGCCAACCCCCACAGUCACCGGAGGCGCUGGCUGAUAUGUACCAGCCUCGGUCUCUGGUCGAUAAAACCAAGCUUAACGCAGGUUGGCUGGACUCCUCGCGUUCCCUCAUGGAACAGGGCAUCCAGGAAGAUGAGCAGCUGCUGUUACGAUUUAAAUACUACACCUUCUUUGACUUGAAUCCCAAAUACGAUGCUGUCCGAAUAAACCAGCUCUAUGAACAAGCCAGGUGGGCCAUUGUCUUAGAGGAAAUUGACUGCACAGAGGAAGAAAUGUUGAUCUUUGCAGCACUACAGUAUCACAUUAGCAAAUUGUCGUCGUCCGCUGAAAUACAGGAUUUCACAAGUGAGUCUGAGGUCGAUGAGGUGGAAGCAGCACUUUCCAAUUUGGAAGUGACCCUGGAAGGUGGAAGAGCGGACAGCACUUUGGAGGACAUCACUGAUAUCCCUAAACUUGCAGAUAAUCUCAAAUUAUUUAGGCCCAAGAAGCUAAUAUUAAAAGCUUUCAAACAAUAUUGGUUCGUCUUUAAAGACACGUCUAUAACCUACUUUAAAAACAAGGAACUUGAAGAAGGAGAACCAGUGGAAAAGUUAAAUCUUAGAGGCUGUGAAGUUGUGCCAGAUGUGAAUGUAGCAGGAAGAAAAUUUGGAAUCAAGUUACUAAUCCCUGUUGCUGAUGGUAUGAAUGAAGUGUAUCUGAGAUGUGACCAUGAGAAUCAGUAUGCCCAGUGGAUGGCUGCCUGUAUCUUGGCAUCGAAGGGCAAAACCAUGGCAGAUAGCUCCUACCAGCCAGAAGUCCUCAACAUUCUUUCAUUUCUGAGGAUGAAAAACCGGAACUCAACAUCUUCCGUGGCUUCCAGUCCUGAAAACAUGGACAUGAACCCGGAAUGUUUUGUGUCACCCCGGUGUGCAAAAAAACACAAGUCUAAACAGCUGGCAGCCCGGAUUAUGGAGGCCCACCAGAACGUGGCCCAGAUGUCCCUGGUUGAAGCCAAGCUGCGGUUCAUUCAGGCAUGGCAGUCUCUACCCGAAUUCGGCCUCACCUAUUACCUUGUCAGAUUUAAAGGAAGCAAGAAAGAUGACAUUCUGGGAGUUUCAUAUAAUAGGCUGAUUAGAAUCGAUGCAGCCACUGGGGUCCCAAUUACAACAUGGAGAUUCGCCAACAUGAAACAGUGGAAUGUAAAUUGGGAAAUCCGGCAGGUGGCGAUCGAGUUUGACCAGAACGUCUCCAUUGCGUUCACCUGCCUGAGUGCAGAUUGCAAGGUGGUGCAUGAAUACAUCGGUGGCUACAUUUUCUUGUCCACCCGCUCCAAGGGCCAGAAUGAAACACUCGACGAGGACCUGUUCCACAAGUUGACGGGCGGUCAGGAAUGAAGCAAAGCUGGCCUGCUGGGCCUACACACAGAGGGCGAGCCAGAGUCAAUGGAAAAAAUAACCUCGGGGGAGGAUUAACAAAAAAAUAAAAGUAAAAGAAUGCUCCUUGAUGUGACAUUUCACCUGCCUGCAGCCCAGUGCAGCUCUGCAUCACUUACCAAAGCCAGACCUGCAGUACAGCCCUCUUCCUUAGCUUUUCAGGCUUGUCUGACAUUGCCAUGGAAACGCUGAAAGAACCUGUUUCCACCAAACUUUCAGGGAACAUUUCUCCCACGACUACACAGCCACAUCCUAAAGGAAUAACCAAGUGUGACAUGAAACCUUAAAUGCUGCUGCUAUUCCAAAGAGGACAUUUUUUUGUUUUGUUUUUACUUUGGGCGCAAAAGGUCAUCUGACUACUUAUGACAACAUUUUAAAUUAAUGUGUGCCUUUCAACCCCAUUUGCUUUCUUAUCUACACGACAUUGGGAAAUCUGCCCUUUUUGUUGUUUUUAUGACUUUUCUAAUUAAAUGGUUUAUAUGGA
Eptesicus fuscus (big brown bat) is the source of this 2945-nucleotide messenger RNA. RefSeq names its product FERM domain containing kindlin 1 (gene FERMT1). Bases 389 to 2422 code for a protein of 677 amino acids. Gene Ontology annotation, biological process: cell-matrix adhesion; integrin-mediated signaling pathway. NCBI's taxonomy places the organism in Eukaryota, Metazoa, Chordata, Mammalia, Chiroptera, Vespertilionidae. Gene Ontology annotation, cellular component: focal adhesion. Gene Ontology annotation, molecular function: integrin binding. The record is from RefSeq and is a predicted model, not a curated record. The transcript has 16 exons.